GAAUUUGCUUUUGGUCAAUCACAAAGUUUCUAACUAGAACUGUGAAAUGCUUUAAUGAACCUCCUUAUGAUCUCAUAAUUUUAAAUCAACCUAUUUCUCUUCGAAAAAAUAUUUUCCAUACACUAUGGGAAAAUGCAAAUAUGAAGAUUUGUGCUGACGGUGGUGGAAAUCAACUUUAUGAUGCUUUUGAGGGAACUGACAAAUAUAUUCCUCACUAUAUCAGAGGAGACUUGGAUUCUUUGAGAGAUAAUGUCCGAGAUUUUUAUAUUUCUAAAGUUGAAAGGGAUCAGGAUCAAAAUUCCACUGAUUUUAUGAAAUGUAUUGAACUUGUUCGCAGAAAGGAAGGAGAUUCUUCCAUAAAG
Scutellospora calospora is the source of this 362-nucleotide messenger RNA. The record is from the annotation of a GenBank genome assembly. Lineage: Eukaryota; Fungi; Glomeromycota; Glomeromycetes; Diversisporales; Gigasporaceae.